This is a messenger RNA of Cynara cardunculus var. scolymus (artichoke), 3071 nucleotides long. Its product is annotated as phospholipase D gamma 1-like. The record is from RefSeq and is a predicted model, not a curated record. Bases 1 to 2967 code for a protein of 988 amino acids. Lineage: Eukaryota; Viridiplantae; Streptophyta; Magnoliopsida; Asterales; Asteraceae. Gene Ontology annotation, cellular component: plasma membrane. The transcript is spliced from 10 exons. Gene Ontology annotation, biological process: phospholipid catabolic process. Gene Ontology annotation, molecular function: D-type glycerophospholipase activity.
AUGGAUAACAAUAACAAUCAGUCAUCUUCAUAUAAUCCUAAUCCACAUGGACAACCUCCCAAUUCUUCCCCAUUUCCAUCCCCUUCCAAUCAUCCUCCAUACCCACCUCCCAAUUCAGCUCCAUAUCCUCCAUGCCCCUUUCCAUAUCCAUACCAAUCACCACCACCACCACCACCUGGAUACGGAUAUCAGUAUCCGGGAUACGGAUAUCCUUAUCCCACAGGAAUGUCACCACCACAGCCUGGGGAAACAACUCAACCAAAUAGUCAAGAAAGUGGUGUUAGUGGGACUACUCGUGAAGAUGAUAAUGCGACGAGUAACUCUAACCCUUCUGAGAACGAACCACCAUCAACAGCACCAGGUGCAUCUGGGCCUCCUUAUCCUGGACAUCAUCACAGUGCUUCUUAUCCAAGUAGUUUCACAGGAUUCACUUCUCCUACCGGCUCACUUGAUUCAUCUCAAAUUCUUGCAAUUCACCAAACAGCUUCGUUAGAUUUAGCAAAUAGUCAGAAUUAUCAGAUCGUGCCAUACGGGACUCCCAAAAAGGCUUUGAAGGUUCUGCUCUUACAUGGGAAUCUUGAUAUUUGGGUUCAUGAGGCAAAGAACCUUCCGAACAUGGAUGUGUUUCAUAAAACAAUGGGGGAUGUUUUUAACAAAUUACCCGGAAAGCAAACUAGUGACCCAUACGUUUCCAUUGCUAUAACGAGUGCAGUGGUUGGAAGAACUUACGUGCGUACCAACAGUGAGAAUCCUGUUUGGAAUCAACAUUUUAGCGUACCUGUUGCACAUCAUACUGCUGAAAUUCAUUUUCUUGUCAAAGAUAGUGACGUCGUGGGAUCUCAACUUAUAGGAGCUGUGGCAAUCCCAGUUGAACAUAUAUAUUGUGGAUCAAAAAUUGAAGGAAUUUUUCCAUUAAUCAAUGCAAAUGGAAGGCCUUGUAAGAAUGGAGCUGGUUUGGCACUCACAAUGCAAUACAUUCCAAUGGCAAGAUUGAGUUUCUAUAACAACGGAGUUGGAGCUGGUCCUCAGUAUCUCGGAGUUCCUGGCACUUAUUUUCCUCUAAGGAAAGGUGGGAGAGUUACUCUCUAUCAAGAUGCACACGUACCCCAUGAAAGCCUCCCGGAUUUUGAGCUUAGUGAUGGCAUGCGCUAUGUUCAUGGGACUUGUUGGAUUGACAUAUUUAAUGCAAUAUCUAAUGCCAAGCGGCUCAUUUACAUCACAGGAUGGUCGGUAUGGGACAAAGUGGUACUGGUCCGUGAGGUUCCGGAUGCACCACAGUAUUCCCUAGGAGAUCUUCUGAAAAGCAAAGCACAGGAAGGUGUAAGAGUUCUGCUUCUUGUUUGGGAUGACCCUACUUCAAGAAGCAUAAUGGGAUAUAAAACGGAUGGACUAAUGGCUACCCAUGAUGAAGAGACUCGGCGUUUCUUUAAGCACUCUUCUGUGCAUGUGCUGCUUUGUCCUCGUAUGGCAGGAAAAAAACAUAGCUGGGUCAAGAAGAAGGAGGUUGGAACGAUCUAUACACACCACCAGAAAACUGUGAUUGUAGAUGUUGAAGCUGGAGAUGAUAAAAGAAAAAUCGUAUCUUUUGUUGGGGGACUUGAUCUUUGCAAUGGGAGAUAUGAUACUCCAGAACAUCCCAUAUUUAGGACUUUAAGUACCACACAUGCAAAGGACUAUCAUAAUCCGACCUUCACGGGGCAUCUUUCUGGUUGUCCAAGAGAACCAUGGCAUGAUUUGCAUAGUAGAAUUGAUGGCCCGGCAGCUUAUGACGUUAUGACCAACUUUGAGGAGCGGUGGCUAAAGGCUUCAAAGCCUCGGGGCAUAAAAAAACUGAAGGCAUACGAAGAUGUUUUGCUAAAGAUGGAAAAGUUUCCGGAAAUUUUGGGUGCGAAUGAUGAACCUUGCGAUGGUGAAGAGGACCCUGAGGGUUGGCAUGUACAGAUUUUUCGUUCAAUUGAUUCAAACUCCGUUAAAGGCUUUCCAAAAGAUCCACAGGAAGCUACAGCCAAGAACUUGGUUUGUGGGAAGAACGUGCUCAUCGAUAUGAGCAUACAUUCUGCAUACGUGAAGGCUAUCCGUUCUGCACAACAUUUCAUCUAUAUCGAAAAUCAGUAUUUUAUUGGAUCAUCGUACAAUUGGAAGUCUUAUAGAGACUUAGGUGCCAACAAUUUGAUUCCAAUGGAGAUCGCACUUAAGGUUGCUAGUAAAAUUAGAGCACAUGAAAGGUUUGCAGUAUAUAUUGUCAUCCCUAUGUGGCCGGAGGGUGUCCCAACGGGUUCUGCAACCCAACGGAUUUUAUUUUGGCAGAACAAGACGAUGCAAAUGAUGUAUCAAACUAUCUACAAGGCUUUGGUGGAGGUUGGUCUUGAGGAGGCGUUUUCACCAACGGAUUAUCUCAAUUUCUUUUGUUUGGGGAAUCGUGAGGCCAUCGGCCCUGAUAGUUCACCUAAUCAUAGUCCCGAAAAUACUCCUCAGGGACUUGCACGUAAGAACAGGCGAUUCAUGAUCUACGUUCAUUCGAAAGGCAUGAUAGUGGAUGAUGAGUAUGUACUUAUAGGCUCCGCAAACAUAAAUCAACGCUCUAUGGAGGGAACUCGAGAUACAGAAAUUGCAAUGGGCGCCUACCAACCUAAUCAUACUUGGGCGAAAAAUCUCACCGAUCCACGAGGACAGAUUCACGGAUAUCGAAUGUCUCUUUGGGCCGAGCAUCUCGGCACUGUCCGUGACUGUUUUACGAGGCCUGAGUCCAUCGAAAGCGUAAGACAGGUUCGAUCGAUGGCUGAAGCCAACUGGAACCAGUUUGCAGCCGAUGAAAUAACCGAAUUGAACGGCCAUCUUUUGAAAUAUCCGGUUGAAGUCGUUAGAAGCGGAAAGGUAAGACCUCUUCCGGGGUUCGAAACGUUCCCAGAUGUCGGAGGUCAAAUCGUGGGGUCAUUCCUCGGGAUUCAAGAGAAUUUGACUAUUUGAUUGUGGAGUCUUUCAGGUUUUGAUUGUGUAAAGAUUAGGGUUCUUGAAUCCCAGUUUUGAUCAAAGGGUUUUAGUGGGUAGGUUUUGUUUGCAUUCUUGUUGCA